AUGGACCGGCUGAAGCCAAAGCGAGCUGUACGCCGAACGCAGACUACUAAGGUCAUCAACGAGGCGACAGCAGCACUGGCCGACCCGACUACUACACCGCAAACGUACGCAUCACUGCUGGAAAGGCUGUUGCACAACAGCAAGGAGCUAAGUAUCUUGGAUAGAGAAAUAGAACCGCUGAUUACCGAUCAGCACAUGGAUCAGGAGUAUGCGACAGUGCUCGAAUACGAAGAUCAAGUCCUCAAGAUGACGAGCCUGUUGAAGGCGAAGGCAACGGAACCCGUUCUGAACAUUGGGGCAGCCACCACGACAUCAACGAACCCGAUGUCAAACAGUGGAAGGCCAAGUGCGGUUCGACUGCCAAGGUUGCAGCGGCAGACCUUUAACGAAGAUCUUGCGAAGUGGACACCAUUUUGGGAGCAGUUUCGACAGUCUAUUCACGAAAAUGAAGAUCUCUCACGAAGGGAGAAAUUCCAGUAUCUGCGCUCUUUGCUGUCCGGACUACCUGCCGCGGCGAUAGCGGAUCUUCAAGCGACGGAGAUGUGCUACCAGGACGCGAUUGACAUUUUGACUCGUCGUUUCGGAGAUCAGAAGAGAAUUGAACAAGAGCAUCUUGGAAAGCUGAGAACACCUCCUGUGGUGACGUCGUCAGACGACGUCGUCAGACGACAUCCGGGGUCUCCGCCGGUUGUUCGACCACGUGCAGACACACAGACGAGGACUACAGGCCCUCGGAAUUUCCCCGUCAACGUACGCCGCGUUACUCGUGAACAUCAUCCUGAAGGCGUUACCUGGUGA
Molecule: messenger RNA, 798 nt
Organism: Ornithodoros turicata
Lineage: Eukaryota; Metazoa; Arthropoda; Arachnida; Ixodida; Argasidae
Exons: 1
Coding region: 1-798 (265 amino acids)
Source: RefSeq, a predicted model, not a curated record